AUGAAAGCUUUGGAAUUCCGCUCGGAAUGGUUGAGGGAGGCCCAGGAUGGAUCCAGAUGGGGGAUCCUGCUGGAAUCACAGGGAUGGAUCAGUCCAGAUGGGAGAUCCUGCUGGAACUACACGGCCCCCGCGCCGCCCAAGCACGGCGGCAAGAAGCAGCAGCACGGCGGCGGCCAGAAGGCCUCGUACGGCUCCGGCUACGGCACCCACCAGGGCCAGCAGCCCUACGGGCAGGGCCAGUACGGCGGCUACGGCCCCGGGCAGGGCAAGCAGAAAGGCUACGGCCACGGCCAGGGUGGCUACUCCUACUCCAACUCCUACAACUCGCCCGGCGGCGGCUCCGACUACAACUACGAGAGCAAAUACAGUUACAGCGGCAACAGCGGCCGCGGCGGCGGCGGCAACAACUACUCCGGGGGCGGCUCCUACAACUCGGGCUCCCACGGGGGCUACGGGGGCUCCGGGGGCGGGGGCUCCUCGUACCAAGGUGGAUACUCCUCCCAGUCCAACUACAACUCCCCAGGUUCCCAGAACUACAGCGGCCCCCCCAGCUCCUACCAGGCGUCCCAGGGUGGAUACGGCAGGAACGAGCACAGCAUGAGUUACCAGUACAGAUAAACCCCCGUGUCCCGCCGCGCUGCCCCCGGGAUCCUCCGGGUUUUAUCCCCCUUUUUUCCCCCCGCCCCGUUGCUCUGUGUGACCCGUCACCGGCGGCCGCCCCGCGCCCGCCGCCCCUGGGCCUCUAUUUAAUGGGUCGUAGUUGCCACGACGACUUGGUCUAAAUAGGAUUAUUAUUAUUAUUUUUGGGGUUUUAUUCGUUUUUGUUUUGUUUUGUUUUUUUUGGUUGUUUUUUUUUUUUUUUUCGGGGAAGUCAAUCCAAUUCUGGAGCCUUUUCCCAGGCCCCGGCUGGGGGACGGGCCCUCGUUGUUCUGCUUUUGUGAAGUGCGUUAAAAAGGAGCUUUUUUCGGUA
Molecule: messenger RNA, 970 nt
Organism: Pyrgilauda ruficollis (rufous-necked snowfinch)
Lineage: Eukaryota; Metazoa; Chordata; Aves; Passeriformes; Passeridae
Product: interleukin enhancer-binding factor 3-like
Exons: 4
Coding region: 1-618 (205 amino acids)
Source: RefSeq, a predicted model, not a curated record